AUGGCGGCCCACUCGCCGAUCUUCCGCGACAUGCUGGCCCUCCCCGCCCCCGCUGAUGCGGAGACCUUCGAUGGCUGUCCUCUCGUCUUGCUCCCCGACACGGCGGAAGACAUGACCAACUUCCUCAAGGCGCUGGUGUACUACGAUUUUCUCGCCCCCGAUGUCAAUAGCAACGGUCUUCCCACCCUGCUUUCCGUCCUCCGCAUGUCCCACAAGUACGACGUCGCGCCGCUGCGCAAGCGCAUCCUCACGCAGCUCUCGAUCCUCUUCCCGACCACUCUCGCGGGACUUAAGGCCCCAGAGCUGAGCGCCCGCGCCACCGACUCUGAGGCACCCGCGGAAGCGGACGGUGACUGCAUCAUCGCACUCAUCACGACCGCCCGCCAGGUGUCCGCAGACUGGCUGCUCCCGUUCGCCUUCUACGAGCUGUGCCGCCGCACCGACGAGCAGCGCGUCGUGUGGUCCCCCGCGCUAGCAGUCGCGGACAAGCAGCGCUGGGUCACGGGACUCCGCGCGCUCGAGACGCGCGAGGUCACGCGCCUGCUCCGCUUCCUCUGGCAGGACCCGCCCGGCUCCGGACCGCUUGCGUAUUACACGUGCAUCGGGCAUGACGCGUGCGUCUGGGCCCGGGCACAGCUCCGCCGCGGCCUGUUUGACGGUACGUCCGCCCCGCAGCUGCCGCUCGAGCUCCUCGCGGACGCGGAUGUGGACGAUGGGAUGCUUUGCGGCACGUGCUAUGCCGAGUUCCGCGGACAGCGCAAGGCGGCGCGGGCGAAGCUGUGGGCGCGCCUGCCCGACAUCUUCGCGCUGCCUGGAUGGGAGGAGCUGGAGAAGGCCAAGGCAGAUGCGUUCGGCGAGGACACCGAGGCUGACCCGUGA
This is a messenger RNA of Mycena indigotica, 879 nucleotides long. Its product is annotated as BTB domain-containing protein. The coding region runs from base 1 to 879 and encodes 292 amino acids. The record is from RefSeq and is a predicted model, not a curated record. The transcript has 2 exons. NCBI's taxonomy places the organism in Eukaryota, Fungi, Basidiomycota, Agaricomycetes, Agaricales, Mycenaceae.